ACAGGAUCUAACAGACGGCACUUCUUUAUCUGUUCCCACAAGUUCAUUGUUUUUGUCAUGCGACAUUAUACGAAUAGAGUGACAUACAAUUUUAGAACAAUGUACUUCUUGUUAAUAUGGAUCAUUUACGAUUUAUUUGGGGGACAACUUAUUGCUGCGGUCGAUGUAAAAUGCCCGAAGCCUGCUGAGAAUUGUUUGACAGACACAUAUAAUCUACAUGUCAUACCGGGGUUAGGUUGUAUAGGAUGUCAAGAGGGCUGUAAACCAGGCUUUAUGCAAACCUCUAACCAGAAAUACUAUAACAAUUCCCCUGUUUUAACUGGUUCUAAAGAUUAUAAUGGCAUUCAAAUACAGGCUAGCGUUAACAUAGAGGAACCAGAAUGGAUUUGUACACCUGGUGAUAAGUGUUUACCAGGUUUUUUUCAAGGCUCAUCAAGUUCUUCCAAUUACUGUGCUUGGUGUGGCGAGGGCUGCAGUAGAUGUACGCGUUACGAUAUGUGUGAUUCUUGUUUUGGAGGAUACAGACGAGUGUCAACAUCAACAGUUUUAGGAAUUGAAAGAUCAACUUGCGAACAUUCAAAUGUAUUAUGUCCAGUUCAACCACCAAACUGCACCUAUGACGUAUAUGCUAUAAGUGGAGCUGGGUGUCUAGGAUGUCAACUGUGUAAUCCUGGUUUUACCGUCACCUUCAAUCCCUCGUAUUUUAGUACCAAAACUAGUACAUCCAGUUCAUACGAUUAUCAGGGCCUUCAGAUCAGAAGUAGUGUUGAUAUAAAUGAACCUCGUUAUACAUGUGUUGCCGGCAAAACAUGUGCUGAUAGUUUCUACAGUCGAGCAGCCGGUGACUUAACAGUCUGUGAAUGGUGUGGUAAUGGAUGUGUCUCAUGUACGGACAGAAAUGCUUGUAAGACGUGUAAAAAGGGCUAUACUUUGUCUAAAACUAACGGUACUUGUCAAAUAUCAGACCCUAUUGGAUAAUUUAUUAACUAUAAUAAUCUACCUAAUACGGACUUUCAAAUAAAGUAGCAGUAUUUA
Patella vulgata (common limpet) is the source of this 1035-nucleotide messenger RNA. RefSeq lists its product as uncharacterized. The transcript has 7 exons. Bases 58 to 978 code for a protein of 306 amino acids. The record is from RefSeq and is a predicted model, not a curated record. Lineage: Eukaryota; Metazoa; Mollusca; Gastropoda; Patellidae.